GCUAUGAGAGAGGAUAGAGCAGUCGGGCAUGUAGGGAGAGAAACAUUAAAAAGCUGGUUAUGACAACGAUCUCUUAACGUUAACAGUAGUAGCUGCCUGUCGGUUAAGUGUGGGACAGUUAACAGUGUUUUCACAUCGUGAAAGAUGGGAUUAGAGCGUCUGCUGUGCGGGGCGUUGGAGUUUUACUCCAGACAGUUUCGACUCGUUAAUAUUCAGCACAAAGUCAAAGUCUUUCGAAACUCGUCCGCGUCGGCACAGAGUUCCCCGAACAGCGGUCUGUCCAACCGGCUUACAUUUAUUUCGGGACUGCGCAGUGGGACAUUCGUCCACGCAAGCCGUCGCGGUCCCGCUCACGGACAGCUGGCAGCAGGGCGAAACCUCUCCACCUCUGCCCAGCCCCCCAGAGAUGUCACGCUCUUCGAGCACGACAGGACCGGCUUCUUCCGACUUCUCUCGGUCUUCUGCGGCGGACAGUUUGUUUUUUGGACAUACCUGGCUCACUUCGCGUACACCGGACUCAAAAACACAGGGGGUGCUACAGCGAAAGAGAAAGCCAAGGCGUCCUCCACCUCCACCACCACCACCACCGGGCUGGCUGGGAUGUGGAGUUUUGAGAUGAACCUGGGGUCAAACACCUGGAGGUACGGCUUCACGCUGGGAUGCAUGGCAAUAGGAGCUGGGAUAAUCGGGCUCGGGAUUCUGUUUUGCCGUCGCUCUGUGAGCCAGGUGGUUUUACAUCAAGGGGGGAGGAUGGUUACCAUCUGCACACAGUCACCUUUGGGACCAGGCCGAGGCCGGAGAAUAACAGUCAAGCUGUCCGAGGUAGCCUGUCACUCUCACAGAAGCGAGUCCCCCUCAUUCAUUCCUCUCAGGGUCAAAGGACACAGGUUCUACUAUCUCAUGGACAAAGAGGGGACCCUGAACAACGCUAGGCUGUUUGAUAGCACUGUUGGGGCAUAUCGGUCAAUUUAAGUUGGGGUUUCCAAAACUGUGUUAGGCACCAAUAACCAGUUGAUAACUGGUCAGUAGACCUGAUUUUUACAUAACUGUAGCAUGCCAGUUUCUGUUUGAUUGUUUCUCUUCACUGAAAUAAAAUGUGCAAGAUCAACAGUAUAGACUG
Molecule: messenger RNA, 1120 nt
Organism: Toxotes jaculatrix (banded archerfish)
Lineage: Eukaryota; Metazoa; Chordata; Actinopteri; Toxotidae
Gene: tmem223
Product: transmembrane protein 223
Exons: 1
Coding region: 145-972 (275 amino acids)
Biological process (GO): nervous system development
Cellular component (GO): mitochondrion
Source: RefSeq, a predicted model, not a curated record